UGAAAAAUAAGUACAUGAAGCUGACAUCGUAUAGAUCAUAUUCCAGACCCAAUUUUAAUCAAAUGUGAGGUUGAAAUACUGAUUUCCAAGGCAACAAUUUCCAAAGAUAACGUUAACCUGGCGAAACUCUUUUUAGAAGCUCAUUCACUGGUAUCGUCAGCUCUUGAAUAACUGUAUAGAACAUUUGUGACAGCAAAAUUCCCAAAAUGAGACGUCUGCAUAAUUUGCUGAAGUAUGCUUUACGGUUCAUCUUCUUCUUCAUAAGCAACCUGUAUGGUUUUUUUGGGUAUAUAAUGUGGUCACUUCUGCUGUUACCGUUACGGAUAAUGGUCCCAGAUGUCUACUGGAAGAUAGAGUCAGUUCUCUUCAAGGGGUUACAAGCAAUGGUAGUGACAUGGCUUCACUCAGGUGGAUAUGGAGUUGUUGAGGUAGGAGAUGACAUAAGUGCAGUAGAGGACAGCGAGGCUGUGCUUCUUUGCAACCACCAGUCUACGGCAGACACACCCUUGAUCAUGAUCGUGCUAUGGCCAAAGGGUAUGUGCUCCGGAAAGGUCAUGUGGAUAAUGGAUCACAUUUUUCGCUUCACCCACUUUGGCUUGAUGUCAACAAUCCGCAAUGACUUCUUUAUUCGUCAGGGUAAGGAAACAAGAAGCCAACAAGGGGUACUGCUUGAAGAACAUCUGAAACAGCAUUAUUCAUCUUCUAAGAGGAAGUGGAUAAUUUUAUUCCCUGAAGGAGGAUUUUUGCGAAAGCGAAGGGAAGCAAGCCAAGAGUAUGCACGAAAAAAUGGCUAUCCAGUGCUACAGCAUGUAACAUUACCACGAAUUGGAGCCCUAAAAACAAUUCUGAAUACCCUUGGAGAUGGGCAGUCUUUUGAAAGUGAGCAUGGUGACAUGCAGAAUGGGAUGAACAAGUCUCAGGAGAAACUGAAGUGGGUGGUUGAUAUGACAAUCGGGUACAGGAAUGGAAAUGCACUAGACAUGUUAGGAAUGUGUGUUGGUUAUAUUGAACCUCAGAACAUCCACGUGCACUUCCGUGCAUACCCAGUAUCACAGAUUCCACAGGACAGUGAAGACCUUCUUCAGUGGCUUUACGCUCGGUAUGAAGAGAAGGAGAAACUUCUGGAUCAUUUCUACCAGCAUGGGGUUUUUCCACCUGAUUUUACAGGUGGAUUUUUACCAUUAAAAAGGGCAUCACAACUUGUUUUUGACUUAGGAGCUGUGAUCUUGUUCCACCUCUUUUUCAUUGUUUCUGUAUAUCUUCAGUACACUUUUGUACUGAAACCUUUAUUUGGUCUUUUAUUUUGAUGUUGCAUAUUAUGAGUUAUCGCUGAUCUCUCAGAAGGAUGAUAUUUUUUAAUUUAAUGAAAAAUAUACGAAAAAAAUGUGAAACUAUAUUUUGAACUGGUCAGUAACCUGUAAAUUCUGCAUACAGUAAUCUCAGUAGCUGUUUUUUUUUUUUUCCUUCUGUCAGCAUUGCCUGGACUUGAUAAUUUUUUUUUUUUGUACUAAACAUUUGCAUGAUAAUUACACCUCCCCAGUACUAGUUCUCCACAGUAAUCAUAGUUUUUGUAUUUUGACUCACAGUUACACAACAGAUUCAAAAAAAAUUACAUUCAUGCCUAGGUUGGAGUGAUUGUGUGUGUACAUGUAUAUGUGUGUGUUUGGAAGAGGGUGUGAUAUAUAUACAUAGAGGAAUUUAAGGCAGAACAUCAGAUACAAUAAUAUCAGUUUGCAGAGUUUUAACAUACAAAGUUUUUGCAUUUUUCUUUUAUAACAAUUGCAUUCUGUUAUUUUAGGCUUCUGUGUUUAUCAAUGCAUUUUUACCUUUAUAAAAUGUUUACGCUAUCUUUUUAUUUUAAAAUAAUUUAAAAGAAAUUUUUAUGCUAUUGGUACCCAUAGCAGCAGAGACAGUGUAUCAGAAGCACAUGAUUGCUAAAUAUGCAUUUGAAAACAGCUGAGGUCAAAACACCUUUACUAAAAACAAAAAAAAAAAAAAAGGAAGACAAGAAAGGAGAACUUACAAAUGUUAAAAAGGGAUUCCUUAAGGAAGAAAUAUGUAAAGUACAUCCAUAGAGAUGACUUUACAAGACAUUACUUAUUUAAAGUUUUACAAAAUCCAUUUAGGUCAUGGUAUAUAAAUAUAAGCAAACUUACAUGCAUAGUUUGCUAUUGCUCAAUUUGCUUUAUAGUUCACAAUAUCGUAAAUUAUCUGAAAAGUGAUAUCAUUUGGUCCUCACCUCUUUUCUGUUUCUGGUCCACUCAGCUGAAACAUAUAUACAAUUUCCAGAAACCCAUUUUUUUCUUCAUUCAAAACAUUCUGAAAUCCUAUCUUUUUCUCAUCAGAGUUCUGACCUUCCUGUACUUGGAAGGGUAGGCUAGGCUGUGUACACAUUCUUGUAUUUAUUUUUCAUGUUUAUAUUUUAUAUGUGUGCGUGUACACAUGCAUGCUCUUUAAAAAACUGAUUUUGCAAGAGUGGAUGCAACUUGGCAAGAUUUUUAUUACUCAAGUAGCUGCUUAAUGUGAAGGAAUUGAAAUUGUUUUUUUUUGUCAGGUCAAUCUAUCUUUUGAAUCUCAUGUUUCAAUUAUAUUCUACUCUUAUUUCUUAGAAAUUUUUUUUUUCAACCACCACUCCAUCUGCCAUUUAUUCAAUAUAGAUUAAUGCCUACAAAUAUGCUGACUUCUGGACUAAAAAUAAGUGCAGUAAAAAAAGUGUAAUGUUGCAAAUCAAUCUACAAUUUACCAGUUUACAUUCAUUAACAUUAAAGUAAACUUGUUAAAUAUCUGUUUCACCCCAGUGCAUUUUCCAUUUAAAGACUGCAGAAGGUUUCCAGCAUCAUUUUAUUAUUUUUGUUUGUUUGUUUUCAUGUAUUGGGGAAAAAAGGAAAAAAAUCCAGUCUAUAACAAAAAUGCCUUGAGCAGACACUGAUCUUCUACCUGUUGACUAGACAUAACAACCUCAACACUCAUAUCACAAGGACAUGUAAAAGCCUUAUCCCUAUGUCCAUAUGGAGAAGAGGACCAAACACUACAACAAGUUUUGCAGUCGUAUCCACUUCUGCAACAAGAACAAAUCUGGUUUGCAAACACCUCCCUAGUUGUCCUUCACCAGACAGCAGAGUUUACUGCCUACACAAGACACGAUAAAGGAGACGGUCAUUCAUUCAUACUUUAACUGCUACCAUUUCAUGAAUGGUUAUGCUGCUGGUUGAUAGACAGUAUCUGAGAAGGUUCACUACUUAGGUUUGUUUUGAGCAGUGGUAAGCAGGCCUUGCUAGAAAUGAUCCGUCCACUCUUUCACAUUUGCAAGCCAAUUUUUCCUCUGUCCACCUCAGCAUCAACUCUUAUCCAAGGUAUCAUGAAGAAUGGUCUUGUAAUUUCUUGUGAACACUUGAUUUUUGCAAGAAUAGGUUCCUGGUGUCACAUAAAAGUAGCAGACAUGCUCCAUAAAGUCAUUGAUUUUGUAUCCCAUAUAGGAUAUUCAGAGAAGCCUCAUUGCACACUUGUUUUCAAAUGCCUUCUUCUUUCUUGUGUGGGCAAGCAGAGUUCACAUCUUGCAUCCACACAGUUGGAUGGGAACUUAUAUAGUCUGCACUUAGCAGCACUCCUGCUGGUGUUGUCAUGUGAUAUCUUGUCCAGCCUUACCAUUGCUUCUGUUACUGUUGCAGUUCUGAUGUGCAUGUUUGCAAUUAAAGGUGGCUCCCAUGCACUUAAAGCUGGUUCACCCUCUUGAACUGUACUCAGUUCAUGCAGAUCUGUUUUGUUGCUGCCUUUGGUGGUAGUCGUGACUUUGCUUUUGUCAGUUCUGGUUUCCAUUCUACAUGCAUUUACAAUGUCUGCAUGUUGGUUAAGUCUUGCAGUUAACUUUUGAUGCUCACCAUCAGAACAGCGCAGGUUGCACAGGCGCCUCUCAAGUCAAUAAAGUUGUGGAAGAUACCUCACUGGUAUUGUAGAUGAUUUUAUAUUAUAAUUCUGGUUUGAAACCAACCUGUUUUUUCUGCUAGCAGUUUCUUAGCAGUGGUGUUCAUGCAGUUCUGGAUUGUUUUGCUUGGGUGGUUGAUUAGGACACAAUCAGUCAAAGAAGAAGAAUUUACUUACAAUUGUGAGAGCUGCAGCAUUUAAGCUAAAUAAAAUUUAGCCAUAUGCCCAUAUUAGAUGUCUGUUGCAUACCACAAUUCAGAAAACAACCCUGACAGUUGCUGUGGUCAUGUAUAAUAUUUGGCAUCUAAUAUCACUGCUGCUGAAAUGAUCUGAAACUUGUAGGUAUACUCCAAUAUGAGAUAACCACAAGGCUUUUCUCACAGCUAUUUGGUGGGUUUAAUUUUGAUUUCUUUUGCUUGCUACGAUGCUUGCAUUCAUGGAUGAUGCGAUGUUCAUUUGACAGAAGUAUGGCCAUAGAAUCACAAAGUGAGUGAAACUUUACAACCAUGCUUUAGCUUUUUAUGCAAAACCUGACUGCUGUAUUAAUGUCUCAAGAGAAUAUUAUUAUGUAUGUCUUGUCCUCGGUAUAAUUUACAAAUAACCGAAAAAGUUUCGUAAGUCAUUUAGCACAUUUUCUUUGCUUUUUGUGGUUUGGGAAUAUAAGGUGCAGUUGCAUGCAAUUUUUUUUAUUGACCUCAAUUUGCUAAGAACUGAUAAUUGUGCAUUUAAUAAUGCUUGUGUAGAUGCUGGUGUUUAGUCUUGAAUGUAGGUGAUUUGUUGUCUUUGAAACUUUUUAAGAAUGCUCAGGAAAAUCCAUUUCAUUCCUAUGAAUUUUUUUUUUCCUCAGGUUUUAAAAAUCACUGGUGUGCUGUGUGCCUCUGAAGUUCAUCAGAUAAAAAUUAAGAAAAAUAGAGGGAAGGAGACAUACAGAUAUUAUUUGCCGUUGGAAACAAAGAAAGGAAUAAUUUUUAACAGAAGCCCUUGUCUUUAUCUUGGCAAACAUUUGAGGCUUGUUGCCAUGAGCAGUAAGAGGUGAAUACCUUUGCUUAGAAAUUCUUGAUCUUUUCUGACACUUCUCUACCAUCUCACUACAUAAGUGCAUCUUUAUUUCAUGCUUUAGUCUUUUAAGAUUCAGUGCAAUUCAUCUGGACACAAAUGGAAAUGCUUCUUGUACAAAGUUAAGUAACAAGUAUGCGGGUUUGUUGCUUGUUGUUUUUUGUUUUGUAUCACCUAUGAAUGUUUUCUAAAGUAUUGGUGGAAUAAGUGUUAGAAUUUUCUUAGAGUCAAAGCAGCUGUGGUCCAUAAGUUUUAUCAGGCAGCAAAUUUUCUUUAAGUGGUGUAUCAAGCAAAUUCUUUUUUCUACACCAUUUUGUUUUAAAAUCAUUUCAUUCAAAAACUAAACAAAAAAAUUACCCCAAAAACAAAUUUAAAAAAACCAACCCCCAACAUAUUUUGGAUGUUAUUUUGUUGUGAUAGUCUUUAGGAUGUCUUAAAUAUUAGAAUACAGAUUGUUGUGUCGCUGUGUUUAAUAAUUUGCCGUUAGUUUUCUCAAUGUCCAAGUGGUGGAGGGUACUGCUGUCGUCUGCUCUGAACAGGACAUAGUUUUUCAGUUAAGAAAUUGCUGUGACCUUACAUGCAGAGAUGUGUGUAAAACUGUGCCUUUAUCAUAACAAUGUGAUAAAAAAAAGACGUACUGGUGCUUUUUAAGAAUCUAGUUUGUGGCACGUAAGUUAUACCUAAUUUUCUUGUCAUAGAUGUAAUUUCAAAAUUCAGGAUCAUCAUUAUUUAUAAAGUCAAUUUUUAUUACAAGAUUUUAACAGAUGUAAUUGUUCCAUUACUAAAGUCUCAGUAAAGUUGAUUUAGACAGCACACUAAAGUCUUACACUACAUGCAUUACUUUGUUAAUUUUUGUAUGACUUUAUAACCCUAACCCUAUUCAGACCAUCAGAAUUUCAUUAGUCAGAAAAACAGCUGUUGUGCAUUGUAUUUGAGUCUUAUAAACCUCCAUUAAGAACAUAUCUUUUCUAUGAGCACUACUCCUAAAUGCAAUCCACUUACUCCUUCUAAUCUGUUUGCUGUCAUAUAUUAUAUUAUUAGUGUGUCCCCUAUUCCUGUGUUGAUUUUUUUAAGCUGUCUUUUCAAUUGUUACUUUUAUCUCUGUGUCUUUUCUGUUGCUUGUACUUAUCCUCAUCAUUGCCCAUCUUUGUGUUCCUUCAUGUUAUAUGUUGAUGUAGUUUUUCUGACAAGCGCUAAGUGCAUGUUCCUAUCCUAUAUAAGUGUGAUUCUGUGCUUUAUAAAAUGCACAUUUGUUAUCAUUAUCAUAAACUGAUGAUAAAUCCACAUAUGCAUACCCCAGACAUAUCCCAGUGAUUUAACAAAUGGUGAUCAUAUAUGCUUAUUAUUCACUAUUCUAGUACCUUUGUACUAAUAGGCCAACAUGCUUUCUGUUUGAGUCUUUGACAUUUUCAGGUACAGUUGUGUCAGUUUAUGAAUAUGGUUACUCCAUUUGUUGGAUUGCAUGUUUUGCUUUUUUUUUUCUAUGUCUAGGCUGUGAAACUAAGACCAGAAUGUAGAAAUGUAUUGAUUUCUUCUGUGGUUAUUGCAUUUUAGUUUCUAAAUUGAUUUCCAUAGAGUAAAUAAUAUUGCUGUUUUUCUUCUAUUACAAAUAAGUGUUAUUCUCCUAAAAGAUAUUAGCAUGAUUUAGUGUAAUAAGCAGCUUUCUCCCUUUGGGGGGAGGGGGGGGGAAGGGUUUGAGUUUUUUCCUUUAAUUCUUGUCUAAGGAUAUAAAAUUUGCUUAAACUCAAGUGUUAAAGUCAGAGAUUAGCCAUUUAAUCUUAAUAUUACCACGUUGAGAGCCUAUGAAAAAAAUAAUGUCCCAGAAUCAUGUCUAAGCAUUUUUUGUAGUUAUAAAAUCUUUCCAUUAAAAAAAAACUUACUGUUUUGCAUGAGUUUUGUAAAAUAAGAGAUUUCUUCAAAGCCACCAUUGUUGAUUUCUUUUUUGAUUACAAGCUGAUUCAUUAUAAAUUAUUUUUUGCAGGAAGCUCUGGGCUAAGCUGCAUUCGAGGUCUUGAAAAUGUCUUCAGUCACUGGUCUCAUGCAAGUCAAUCAGCAAGUUAAAUCUUAGUAUUCGACUUGCCACUUUUAAACUUAACUCAAUUUCAAGACCUCAGAUGCAAUCAUGCCAACGACAACUUUUGGAAGUUGAAAACUCAGGCUUAGCGAUGUCUGUGACUUUUUAAGACCUCUCAUGCCUGGUGAAAGAUGAGGGGGAAAGGAUGUUUAGUAACAUAAACUACAUUCAUUGGCUACUUUUGUCAAGUAUCCUAGGCCGUAGAGCAUACAAUUAGUUCACUGUAAUGAGAUGUUUAGAAUGAAAUAAAACAAUUUGACUUCAGUGCAUUAAAUUAGAGACUAUGUAUAUAUGGGCAUUAUAUAAAUACUUUUAAGAUCUAUUUACAUUCAUGCAGCUGUGUAGUCAGCAUUUGAGAACUUCCUUAUUAAAGAUAUUGCACUUAUUAAGUUAUAUUCCUUUGUUCAACGUGAUUACAUUUUUUGAAUUUGGGUUUAAUAAAACUGUAAACAGUGA
Pomacea canaliculata is the source of this 7507-nucleotide messenger RNA. RefSeq names its product acyl-CoA:lysophosphatidylglycerol acyltransferase 1-like. The record is from RefSeq and is a predicted model, not a curated record. NCBI's taxonomy places the organism in Eukaryota, Metazoa, Mollusca, Gastropoda, Architaenioglossa, Ampullariidae. The transcript has 7 exons. Bases 207 to 1307 code for a protein of 366 amino acids. Gene Ontology annotation, molecular function: acyltransferase activity. Gene Ontology annotation, cellular component: endomembrane system.